AUGAGUGACAGCAGUGAUAGUGAUUUCGAUGAUUUAACAGCCAUAAUGAAGGAAUAUGGACAGGAAGCAAAGGAUGAAAGCAGUUCCAGUGAUGAAGAAACUGAACAAUUGCCUAAACCACAAAAGCGAAGAAGGAAAAUUGAAGAUUUAGAAGAUGAACAGGCAAUGAAUGCAUUUUUGUUUGGUGAUAAGAAUGCAUUAGUCAAGAAUUUAGAAGGAAAACAAACAUUCUUUUUGGAUGUUGGUAACAAUGAUGAACAAGAGAUUGAAAAAGUCAGUAACGAAGAUCCAGUUUGGAACGAUUCUGAUGACGACAAUUAUGUUGAAGUUAAAGGAGAAUUUGCAAAAGUUAAGCAGAAAAGAAAGCUUGAGAGAAUUGUAGGCAAAAAGCCAAAAUGGGCUGAUUUGGAUAGAAAGGAUGAGGAAUCUGAAGAUGAAGAUAUUAUAAAACAAGCUGUUGGACAUUUAAACACAGACAAGCCUACAAAAUCAGGAUUACUUCCUAAGACUCUACUCAAUUUUAAGCGUCAAAAGAACAUGAAUAGAACAACACAAUCAGAAGGUCGAAUUAAGUCUUGCGAAUUUCAUCCAAAAUCAACAGUUGGAAUAGUAUCUGGUUCUAAAGGAAUAGUCUCAAUGUUUGCCAUUGACGGAAAGGAGAAUAGAAAGAUUCAUGACAUUUGCUAUGAAAAGUUCUUCAUUCAUUCAUGUAAAUUAACAAAUAAUGGCGAGGAAUUGGUAAUUGGUGGAUUAUUGAAAGACUUUCACAUCUACAACUUGAUGACUGGAUAUAAGCAACGCACUAGAUUACCGAAACUUCUUAAAAAUUUAAAAUAUUUCCAAUUUAGUAACUGUGGAAAGUAUAUGGCAGUUGUUGGAGAAUUUGGAGAAGUACACUUGCUACAUAGUAUCACAAAAGAAUUGUUGUGUACAAUGAAACAGGAACAUUCAAGUACAUCCUUGAGUUUUUCACCAGAUUCCAAUGAGUUGUAUUCUCAUAGCGAUGAUAAUGAAAUUACAAUAUUUGACAUUAGAACACAAAGAAUUAAGCACCGAUUUGUAGACGAUGGAUGUGUUAAUGGAACAGUUUUGACUAUUAGUUCAAAUGGAAAGUUUCUAGCUACAGGCUCUCGUCAAGGUUUCGUCAACAUUUAUGAUCGACAGGAUGUUUUGAAAUCAAAAUAUCCAUUGCCACUUAAAUCAAUAUCCAAUUUAUCAACUGAAAUCACUGACUUAAAGUUUAAUCAUACAACAGAAAUGCUAGCGAUGUGCUCAAUGGAUGAUAAUAAGGCAUUAAAACUUGUGCAUGUAGAAAGUGGCAGUGUCUUUAGCAAUUUUCCAUCUAAUCUUGAUACAAUUGGUAAACCAACUGUUUUAGCAUUUUCUCCUGAAAGUGGAUAUCUUGGUGUAGGAACAUUUAAUUCAGAAGUGCCAAUGUAUCGUCUACGACAUUUUAAUAAUUACUAA
Molecule: messenger RNA, 1467 nt
Organism: Chironomus riparius
Lineage: Eukaryota; Metazoa; Arthropoda; Insecta; Diptera; Chironomidae
Source: the annotation of a GenBank genome assembly